Molecule: messenger RNA, 3354 nt
Organism: Doryrhamphus excisus (bluestripe pipefish)
Lineage: Eukaryota; Metazoa; Chordata; Actinopteri; Syngnathiformes; Syngnathidae
Biological process (GO): positive regulation of transcription by RNA polymerase II
Cellular component (GO): nucleus
Source: RefSeq, a predicted model, not a curated record
AGCGAGAGCGAUAGAGCGGAGGAGAGAGAGAGAGAGAGAGAGAGAGAGAGAGAGAGAGAGAGAGAAAGCCAGGAAAACGAGAGAGAAAAGAGAGCUAGAAAGCUCCAUCUGCCCUGCUCCGUGACCGAGCCUUCAUCCUGGUCCGUGGCUUGAAGAGGACAUCUCGUGGAGGAGGUCCUCCCGUGUCCCAAAGUGGAGGAGACACGAGAAGACGGCAAGAGGGACUUGUCCUCCAAAGACAUGACUGGUCUACAUUUAGUCUCUGCCCCGGACUGCACCAUCCCAGCCUUCCCGCCCGGCACCGGUCAUUGAGAGGAGCAGAUGUUCAUCAUCAUGCUCUCCUCUCCUCCGUGCGGCCGAGCACCUUUACGUCUUAUUUUAUCACCGCUCCUCUUCCUCGUGCGAGUGUGAGUGUGGACUUCCUCCAUCCUUGGAAAAUGAAGCGUGGGCUGAGAGUCUUACGCACUCCUCCUCCUCCUCCUCCUCCUCCUCCUCCACCUCCUGACGAGGCCCAGCGAGUCACACAGCCAGCCAGCACAUACACACACGCUGACCACCAUGCGGCGAACAGGCCGAGCGAGCACGCUAACAACAGGCUGGACGCACAUGCUACGAGUUCGAGCCCCUUCUUGGCAGCCACCUCUCUUUUCAGCCCCGAUGUCAGCACCAAGAUGGCGUCUGACCUUCUCAUCAGGCUCUCAGAGGCGACCCAGAAGGCCCUGGUGCAUCCUGGAAGUCGAUCAGAGGCGGAGUCUGAGAGGCGGGGUGCCUUGCCCGAGGGACGGGGGGGGCAGCAGGAUGAGCCGGGCCCGGCUCUGUCCCCAGACGGCCCUGGGGCGAGUCCCAAUCCACCCUCGCUCUCGCACACUCCUGAUGGGGACGCGGCCACAGACACGCUGGCUUCGGACUUCCUGAGAAAACUGGCCGAGAGUCAAGUCGUGACCCCGCCCGGUGUGAAGGUCAAGGAGGAAGAGGAGUCUAUGGAAAUCAACACGCUGAUGAUGUCAGAUCUCAUCGGGGAUCCGCCCAGCGUAGGAGGCCGCCAUCUUGCCACCGUCAAAGCAGAGCCGCUCAAUUGGAUGGAGACGGCAGAUUCACGUCUGCUGGGUUCCGGUGGUAGCUGCCGGGUUCCAGAUGUCAAACAGGAGAAGGAGCUCCUCAACGAGGCCCGAGACAAGUUCUUGUCUGGAGUCGGCACCGAGGAGCAGCUCUUCUUUGGAGACCAGUUGUGUUCUGGAGCCAAAAUGGCGGAGCAGUGCCUGCGAGCAGCACUGUGGCAGGACAUGUCCGUCAACCUGGCAUCCACGCUGCUGCACCAGCUCUCAGAACGUGUUGCUAAGUCCAACAGCGCUCCGACACAAAGGAUGACCCACACCGCCAGGAAGAGUCCAGUCGUGAAGGCGGAGCCAACCUGGACCUGCCCCUCUUUGAGCGCCCUGGAUCCUUCUCGAAGUCCAAGCAGCACGAGAGGAAGUAGCAGCUUCUUCUACAGGUGUCACGUGUGCGGCUUUGAGACGGACAGGCGCCUCCUUUUCCACGAUCACAUGAUGGAGCACCGGCAACGGGAGCGCGGCUCCUUCUCGCUGCGCUGCUGCGUGUGCGACCACUCGACCAAUCGGGAGGAAGCCAUGAGGGCCCACGUGGACACACACUUGCUGGGCGGAGUCAGCAGAUGCCCCCUCACCCCUCCCGCCAGCAGCAUGCCGACAGUUGCUACGGCAACCCCGCUGGAGACGAGCACCUCAGAGCAUCGCUGCCGCAUCUGCCAGAGGUCGUUUCCAGGGCAACAGGAGCUGUUGGUUCACUUCCAGGGUCAUCGCCAAGGCAACCAGUACCGCUGCGAGCGCUGCGGCCACCUGACGCGGACGGCCAACAAGCUGGUGGAGCACGUGCGCGUGCACACGGGGGAGCGCCCCUUCACCUGUGACCUUUGCCCUUACAGCGCCAAGCGGCGGGACAGCCUGCGUCUUCACUGCAAGGUCAAACACGCCGCCCGCGCCGCCGACCCCACUGGCGUCCACACCCACCGCUCGUACACGCAGGGGGACGAUCCCGGCAAACACGGCGGGCGGCUGCACGGCGACGCGCAGGCUGCACACGCCCCUCCUCCCCCCUUGCUGCGUGAUGGAGGCUGGGGGCGGGAUUUGUCUCCCGUGGUUUCAAUCACCACGCUGCUCGCGCUCAAAGCUCGCUCUCCCGCGCCCUCCUCCCCCUCCUCCCCCUCCCCUUUUUCUUCCAACAAACUUUCCUUCCUGGGCUACCUUGGCCUGACGUCUUUGUGAACGUCUUCGUUUUUCUUCUGACCUCAUCUCCUUUCUCUUGGCUGCAUGUCACCUCCGCUUAGCACCUUGUUGGCUCUCCUGGCCUCAUCGUCACCUCCUUGACUGACUCAGGACUUGUUGAGUGACGGAUGGAAAACUCACUGCCGUAUCAAGUGGAUGAAAAAUUAAUCAUUGAUAUUGCUGUACAUCGGUUAGCAUCGUGAUCGUGGUCGCCGCUGCCUGCUUUUAGCCGGUCAUGACCUUUUAUCGUCAUUGGUCUGUCCCUAAAGUCUAAUAUUAUAUACAUAAAUCGGAAUAUGAAAUCAUAUUUUAUUUUUUUAUUUCAUUUGUUAAUCUUUUAUUCAUGUUGUCAUGUUUUGAUUUUUUAAUUAUUUUGUUUAAAUUAUUCUUUAAAUAUUUAUUUCAUUAUUUUAAUGAAUGUAUUAUUAAAUGAAACUUUUUUGUGUCAUACAUGUGUAUAUUCUACAGUAUAUGUUCAGACUUUAGGGACACCAUGUCUCACGUGUGUGUCCUUCUUACGAAAGAAAGGCUGCCUCCAAAUGUGCGUCGUGGUUUUCACACGGUGCACGCGGUCUUUUUGCUGACAAGACACAUUUGUAAUUUGAACAAAGCAAAAGUGUAAAUAUUCCAUCUUCCUGUGACUUUCACUGACAAGGUCUACUUUUGUUUUCUAGCAGCAGCUAACCAUCGUUAGCAUGAAUGUGAUUAUUGUCAACUCGUCAUUUAAUUGCGCUUUAAACUGCCUGACAUUUUAUUAAAAAAUGCUUUUUUUUUAAGUUGACACUUUGUAUUUCCAUACGUUGAGCUGACAAGCUUUGCUCGCUUUGAAGUUGCUCUUUCUAAUCUUUGUGUUCUAUAUCAACACUUGUGUGCACUUUGUCUGCUUGCUGACACAAAAUUAUUGUCAAAUUUUUACAUCUCUAAUGAAGAUUGUUUCUUUGCUUGUCUUAUUUUGACCAAGGAGCUAAUGGACCAAGCGCACGGAGCUGAAAUGUACCAUGUUUGGCCUCCAUUUUGUCUCUGCUGGGUCAUGUUUGCUUCUGCUUGAUCAAUAAAGUUAAACUUUCAGUCC